AUGUCUGCAACAGCAGAAGAGGAACUUCAAGUUUUGCACGACAACCUCCGUCAGAUUCGUCUCGUCAACUACAUAUUAUCUUGUGCGGCGUUCCUCGUCUAUGACAUCCUAACCAAUCUCGGUAGAGAGGUUCCCCUUGUCUGGAGAUAUUACUGCGACACUACGAGUAUAUCUCUUGGCGCAGCAGAGUUCGUCGCGUCCUACUUCAAACACAUUUUCUUUUUGGCCGUUACUAUGCUCUUUUUUACCUUACUGAACAACCACCGGGGUCUUUCUGUACCUUUGUAUGCAUUCACACGAACCAAUUUUGAAGUUACUAACCAUUUCACGCGCGGAGGGAGAAUAUUGUAUACGACCCUCGUCAACGUCAUCCGGGUGAUCCGUCUCAAUGCCAUGUAUCAAGCUAUGUUCUAUGGCACGAACGGAUUACGAGAACACCAACUCGUUCUCGCAUCUGGUCAUCAAAUUCUUCACAA
Messenger RNA from Pisolithus orientalis, 476 nucleotides. RefSeq lists its product as uncharacterized. NCBI's taxonomy places the organism in Eukaryota, Fungi, Basidiomycota, Agaricomycetes, Boletales, Pisolithaceae. The record is from RefSeq and is a predicted model, not a curated record. The transcript has 7 exons. The annotation marks the transcript as partial.